Molecule: messenger RNA, 2937 nt
Organism: Alternaria atra
Lineage: Eukaryota; Fungi; Ascomycota; Dothideomycetes; Pleosporales; Pleosporaceae
Exons: 3
Coding region: 1-2937 (978 amino acids)
Biological process (GO): regulation of DNA-templated transcription
Molecular function (GO): DNA-binding transcription factor activity, RNA polymerase II-specific; zinc ion binding
Source: RefSeq, a predicted model, not a curated record
AUGAAUACGACUAUCAAGCCUGAACAACCGACUGCUACAGAGCAUGGCGGCCACCAUCACCACCAGACAAUCAACCACGAGCAUCGCCCCAAUGGCAGCAUACUAAAUGGAUACAACCACGCCAUCAGUACUGAAGCACAUCCCAACGGACCGCUGUAUUAUUCUCAGCCGCCACCGCCCGCCCAGCGACACGCCCCUCCUGUCACCUUCUACUUGCAGACCCUGUACAUGAAUGACUAUGGCACCGCACAGCGGACAAAACGAAGGCAGGUGCGCGCCACUCAGGCCUGUAUCAGAUGCCGUUCGCGAAAGCAGAAAUGUGACGAAACCCUACCGUGCCAAUGCUGCAGAGAGAACAACUUCGAAUGCCAGUACAAGGACGUCCCGCCACCCAAACAAGACAGAAGCAAGAUGCAACUUCAAGAAAGUGUCAACAGCAUCUCCGAAGUUUUGUCGCAGUUGGUGGACCAGUUCAACGGCUGGAAAUCAAGUGUUGAGAGUAGGCUUCCACAAUCGCGGAAUCACGAGAUGUCGAAUCACGCUUCGCCUGAAGCCUCUUUUUCCGCACCCCCAAGAGAGCAUGGCACAUACGGAUGGCCUACUCCUAUACAGGGAAGAGGACACAUGGGUCGUGUCAACCACAACCCGAAAAUGGAAUCGCCCAUCGCUCCCCACUCGAACAUGAUGUCGCCACUAGGUGCGCAAGCAUCAGCUUCUAUCAAGCAAGAGUCGCAAUUCGCUCCGCCUCCUCAACAAUCGGCAACACCUGCCAAGAGUGUAAGGACCGAUCGCAGCCAUGCUACUGAAACUAGUCACAAGGAACAAACCGGCCUGCAAGGUGAUCACACUACACCAGCGCACAAGUUGCUGGACGAGUGGCAACAAAUGAGCAUGUUUUAUCAAGGCAUUCCGUAUCUGAGAAGGCUGAUAGACAACGGCCGUGAAGUCUCAGACUACCCAAUGCAGCUUGAGCAGGAUCGCGGACUGUUGCGUGUCUGGGGUGUUGGCGAGGGCCAAGACCUAACCUACGUAGCGCAAGGACUUGGAAGCCCGGAAAGCAGCAACGAUUCGGAAGCCCCUUCACCAGCGCCUGGCAAAGAAGGACUUUGGGGUUACCCAUUUUCCGGAGCCGAGAAUGGAACACGAACACCGGGCAGCAUACCUCGAGAAUAUUUCCCGCACCAGCAGCUGCUGCAGCGGCAGGAGAACGGGCUCGGUGCAGACGGUCGGCCCGACUUUCGAUGCCAUGUCAUGUUUGACCUGCUCCGGUCCUACAUGGAGACGAUGCACAUUUUCCAUCCUUUCAUGAACGAGAACAAACUGAGGCGUAUGUUCGAGGACUUUAGUGAUCGAUACAGUCCUGACGCGAAGCCUCUGGACGCCCACUCCCCUGCUCCCGCUCAUGGAGUGAAGCGAAAGCGCUCGGCCAGCAACCUCGAUGGACCCCCGUCAGGUCGUACUGACAUUGUACGGUCAUUGCGCAACGCGAUUGUAUUGCUCGUUCUUGCCCUUGGUAAAGUCUGCUCGCAUACAGAGCCACUGCCUGCGCCACAAAAUGAUCGACAUCCUUACGUCCACAGUGAAUGGGGAUACAUUCGGAAUUCUCCUCACCCAAACGGGAGUUUCAGCAGCAUAAGCAGCGAGAAUCCCGACGAGAUACGCACGAGGAACAUCGAUCUACUGCCUGGUAUGGCCUACUAUGCUUACGCCACCGAUAUUCUCGGAAAUCAACAGGGAGGCAAUACCGUUGAGCAUGCGCAGGCUAUGCUGUUGGCUGCGCUGUUUCUCAGUCAGUAUGCACGAGUACUGGAGAGUUGGAGCUGGAUUAACAACGCUUGCCGGAUUGCCCUAGUUCUCAUCAAAGCCGACUACACUAAGCUGCUCCGUGUGAACAGCGACAGAAGACAUACCUGGAGUUCCAGGGAGCGCUACAGACUCAAUCUCGUGAUGUGUGUCUACUGGACAGCUCUACAGUUGGAAUCCGAUAUUCUAGCAGAGAUGAGCACUCUACCACCUUCCGGCAUUUCUGCACAUCAAAGCGAGAUUAUGUACCCCGAAGGCGUCAACGAAAACUGGUCUCAAGACCUGGACAGCAAUUUCGUGCAGCGAGAUAUCGAAGUCCGCGCAGGCCCCAGAAAAGAUUUGAUGAUGAAGCUGUACUCCACGCAGACUUUCCUACGAGUUGUCCUUAACGUUGCGCACAACGCGUUGUACGGUCCUAGUGGCCGCAUGAGCUUCGACCCUACCAGCUUUAAGGAGGUUGCUCACCACGCGCUCGCCCACAAGGAGAUACUCGAGGGCUGGCGAAAAUUGCUUACUCCGGAACUGGCGUGGUCGGAUGACGAGUACCCCUCGACAGAUCUCAAUAUUGCUCGUGUACGCGCCAAGUACUAUGGUGGUCUAUACAUGAUGUUGCGACCCUACCUCAAACUUGCGAGCCACACGCUCGAGUUCCCACCUCCGCCUCCUGGCACAACUGGCGCUACGCACCACAAUUCGUCAUCGCCCUACGGAAAUGCUGUUUCCAACAGAAACGUACAAAUGGUUGACCUAAGCGAAGACCAGCACAAGAUCAUCAAGAUCUGUUGCCAAUGUAUCAACGCCGCUAUCCGGAGUACCAUCGCGUUCGAUCGUGUAGGCGAAGAGACCGGCAGCCAAUACCAGUACUUUCAACCUACGCGCAAGAAGAGGCUUAUCCUAACCAACAUCUUCGGUACGCUUCACGCACAAUUCGGCAACAUGCUCGUCCUCGCCUCAGUGUACAAGUCCAAACUAUACCCCCUCCUUCCCAGCGACACCUGGCUCACGAAAGCCAACCUCGCCGCGUUAUUCAAACGUACCAUUGCCGUCAUCAGCGACGUAGCGCAGAACUCGCCCAUCCUACGUAUGGAUCUCGAAAUUCUCAAGAACGUCCAGAGGCAACAGGGUCUCGAGUGA